Teleopsis dalmanni is the source of this 7448-nucleotide messenger RNA. RefSeq names its product insulin-like receptor. The record is from RefSeq and is a predicted model, not a curated record. Gene Ontology annotation, cellular component: membrane; axon; insulin receptor complex. NCBI's taxonomy places the organism in Eukaryota, Metazoa, Arthropoda, Insecta, Diptera, Diopsidae. Gene Ontology annotation, molecular function: ATP binding; insulin receptor substrate binding; insulin receptor activity. Gene Ontology annotation, biological process: protein phosphorylation; positive regulation of kinase activity; positive regulation of phosphatidylinositol 3-kinase/protein kinase B signal transduction.
UAAACAACAACAAAAACAACAACAUGAGCGCAACAGCAACAAAUCUAACAAACACCACAACAAAGACCACUACGGGGCUAUCCAAUUAUUUUUUGAAGAAAAAGCGAAAAUUAUUUUUAUUUAAAUUUUUCGAUACUUUUAAUUGUGCUAAAGAAACGGAUCGAGUAAAAUUGUUAGACGAAACAUCACAACAACCAAAUAUGCCACCAACAGUAGCAACAACAAAACAGACCGCGGUUACUAGGAAACAUAGCGAUAUUAGUGCUGAAAAUGAAAGAUUGUCGGAAAAUUGUACGCAAGUUUGUUUAAUAUGCCGACAGGAGAUGGUGGACAGUUGCAUAGAAUGUGGCCAAGUUAUGAAGUCAAGCAAGUGUGUGAGUUAUAUUAGUUGUAUGAAUAGUGUGAGUAGUGUGAGUAGUAUCAAUGCCAGCCACAGAUCCCAUAACACCAAUACAAAUGACAUACCUAGUAGAGAUGAAGAAAUGAUGUAUAUAAAUAGAAUAUCACACCUAAACAACAAAUAUGCUGAAUUUGACAGCACAAAACAAUGCGCAACAACAACGCAACUUGAUUUACAUCACCAGCAGCACCAACAGCAACAACAACCGCAACAACAUCAUUGCCAGUCGCAUCCUCAUCAUCACUGCCAUUGCAACAAAAAGUGUAACAAACUAGCAACAGUGCUAUGUAACAGCUGUUGCUAUAAAAAUAAACGACAAUAUAGUUCCUGCCCAACAACAACAGCAACAACCACAUUGAAUUGUUUAUGCAAACAUUUUUGUAAAUGCUCGAACAUAGCUAAUGCAAAUGAAACGGCGAGUAGCAUUGCUAUUACAACAAAUAUGAAUAUAACAAAUAAAGAAAUGAUUCCUUCAACAACGGUUAUCAGUAUAAAAUCAUCAACAACGUCAACGUCAACAUCACCAACAUCGCUAUCGCUAUCUGCAAGAAAUACAACAACGAAUGCAAUACCGUUAACUAUGGAUCAUCCAAUGAAUGCAAGUUUGUUUGAUGGAACUACUAAACUAACGGAAGGUACAAAUAUUAAAGGCAACAACAACAAUAUUAAAACUGGAAACUCCCCGAGAAGUGAGAGAGAGAGUGAGAGAAAACCGUCUCUAGUAUAUCGUUUCUUAUUGAUAACACUUCAAUAUAUGCAAAUUUACAUGCGAACGCAUGUCAACUUUUUUUUCAAUAAAAGACAACAAUGUCCUCCAUUGUCAAGACUGAUAUUUCUUUAUAAUUCCUAUUCUAAAAAUAAUGAUUAUAAUAAUUAUAAUUGUAAUAGUAAUAAUUAUCAUUUAAACAAUAAUGCUAAAAAGGCAAACAAUAAAAUGGCAAUCGCAGCAAAUAAACAAAUUCUAAAAGCAUCACAACAUAAACAUACACAAAAAGAAAAACAAAAACAACGCCAACAACAUCCACAACAUAAACAUCACUCCUCCGGACACCAAGAUCAUGACCCGCGGUUUUUGUCUCAUCCCUUCAAGCGACAACCAUAUCUAAGUUGCAUCGAUCAAUUAACUCGAUCGCUUAUGUAUCUGAUUUUAAUAAUGGUUGCGUUGUCCAUCAUAGUGCCAACGACACAAGCACAAACAUCGCAUCAAUCCUCGACAGCAACUGGAACUGCAUUAGCCACUGGUAUAGCAGCAGCAGCAGCAGCUGUCGGUUCUACCACAUCACAAGUCACACUAUCACGUAACGAAACUGUUUGCAAAUCAUUGGAUCUACGCAAUUCACCCAGUGAAUUUCGACAAUUGGAAAAUUGCACUGUUAUUGAAGGUUUCCUGCUUAUGACAUUAGUUCUUCCAAAAUCACAAGAGGAAUUCACAGAAACAUAUCCACUUUUAACCGAAGUUACUGAAUUCAUAAUUGUUUAUCGUAUACACAAUUUACGUUCAUUAUCUCAAAUAUUUCCGAAUUUAAGUAUUAUACGAGGUCGAGAAUUAUUUGAUGGUGCCUAUGCACUAGUUGUGUAUUCAAAUCCGCAUCUUGAGGACUUAGGGCUUUCGAAAUUGACGACUAUAUCACGUGGUGGUGUACGCAUAGAAAAUAACGUCAGAUUAUGUUUUGUUGAGACAAUCGAUUGGUCACUGAUUCUUACCAAUUCAACUGAAAUAAGUAUAAAGACUAACCACAAUAAAGAUGAAUGUCCGCAAUGCCCCGGUGAUAUAAGAAAUAAUCAAGAAAGUGGUAGCAAGGAUUUGAUUUGCAAGGAACAUAAUGGACGACGACAUUGUUGGAAUAAUAAAGCUUGUCAAAAAAUUUGUCCAGCUGAAUGCCCAAAUAAUUGUCGGGAUGAGAAGACGUGCUGCAAUAAAGCCUGUCUAGGCGGUUGUGCAGCUAAUGAUUUAAAUGUCUGCCUAGCUUGCCGUGAAUAUUCAAUUUACAACAAUACUUGCACAGAUCGGUGUCCUAAAAAUUACUACAGUUAUUUAGAUCGAAGAUGUCUCACAGCGGAGUCAUGUUCCCAUAUAGGUACAAAGUUUGAAAAUAACAAACAGGAGACAUUGGUACCAUAUAAUGGCACUUGUACGACACGCUGUCCAGAUCGGUAUGUCAAGGUUAAUGGAACAUGUAAAGUUUGCGGUGACAAAUGUGUGAAGAAGUGUGGCGGUGGCUUAAUUGAUAGCGUAGCACGUGCCAAAGAAAUGCAUGGUUGCACACAUAUAACCUCAGAAGGUUUGACAAUAAGUAUAAAAAGGGGUGGACGUUACUUAAUGGAAGAUUUGGAAUUUGGUUUAUCGUCGAUAGAAGAAAUUGAUUAUUACUUGAAGGUGCAAGGCACAUUCGGUAUGUUCUCAUUGAAAUUCUUCAAGAACUUAAAAAGAAUUAGAGGCACUAAACUCCUGGAAGAUAAAUUUGCACUGUAUGUAUUAGAGAAUUCCGAUUUGGAAACUAUCUGGGGACCCAAUAAAACAGUAUAUAUAGACAAUGGACGUGUUUUCUUUCAUUUUAACCCAAAACUUUGUUAUGAUGAAAUCGAUAUGCUGCGCCCAAUGUUAAAGAAUAAUGCUACAUUUGAUAAGAAUGAAGUGGCAACGGAUUCAAAUGGUUCUAAGGGGUCAUGUAAUACUACUUUUUUAAAUGCAACAGUUUUUAAAGUAGCGUCUACUUGGUUUGGUAUUGGAAUAGACGCAAUUAAAUUUGAUGAUGAACGCACUUUCAUUGGUUAUCAAUAUUAUUUCAUUGAAGAUAAAUAUAAAAAUGUUACUAAAUAUGGGCAUCGUGUAUGUGAUGAUGGUUGGACAGUGAGUGAGCCUACCAAACAAACAAGAUAUAUUUUCAGUGAACUGAAGCCCUUUACUCAAUAUGCUUUCUAUGUCAAAACAAUGACCAUAUCAUCGGAACGUCGAAAUGCACAAAGUCCCAUACAACAUAUCACAACUAAAUCAGCACAACCGACACCAGUACGAAAAAUAACAGCUAUACCUAAGUCUAGUAAUGAAAUUAUACUGAAAUGGCGCCCACCGGCAAGAGCUCAUGGCAAACUUACGAAGUAUAUAAUACGCGCCAAACUUGAUAAAGCUCGCAUAAACUUGGGCUCAAGAAACUAUUGCAAAGAUCCUUAUAUAUAUCGGGGCAAGGAAGAUGAAAUUAAACCUGAAGGUAUUGUUUAUCCACAAACAAUUACUGAAAAUCCGAUAGGACGUUCAGAUUGUAAAUGCGAUGCAAAAGGGGAAACUGUAGAAAUAUCAGAAGAAACCAUACACGAAGGCAUUGAAUUCGAAAACACAAUACAAAAUUUUGUUUACGUAAAGCAAAGCAAUAGUACUAGCUCAAAGUCAGAAAGCAGUGAUUCAAACUUGGUAAAAGGUAUUGUGCAACGCCAUCGACGUAGUGAAAAUGAUUUUAACAUGCUCAGUAUUUCAACAUUACUUCCACCCUUGGAUAGCGGUACAAUAUAUGAAUCAACGCAUAAUGAAACACGCAUGGAUAAUACAAACACAUAUUACGAAGUAAUAGUACAAGAGGUGAACGAUAGCACCACCGAAUAUACAUUCAAAAAUCUUAAACAUUUUUUCGUGUAUGAAUUGGGUGUACAAGCGUGCAGAGAACCUGAACUAGGUGCAGAUGAGAAAGAUUGUAGUAUAAUGUUGCAUACGGAUGUUCGUACUUUGAGAUUAGAUAACGUUGAUAAAGUUGAAAAUUUUGAUGCUAAAUUGGAACCAACAAAUACAACUCGCUACAAUAUUCGUUUGCGUUGGGAUCCGCCUACACAACCAAAUGGUGCUAUCGUCUCCUAUACAAUUAUAUAUCAACUCGAUGUAUUGGAUGCGGUUGACGAGAAGAAAUGCAUAACAGAACUAGACUAUCGCAAUAUGACCAAUGGUUAUUUGUUAACUAGCCUAUCUACUGGCAAUUAUAGUAUUAAAGUAAGAGCUAAUUCAUUAGCAGGCGAAGGCGUAGACUCGCCAGCAAAAUAUGUUCUCGUUCCCUCCACUCAAUGGUCUACAACUGCCAUUACUAUUGCUUGUGUAAUAGCUGUAAUAAUACUCUUCGCAUUGCUUGCUGCUACACAUUAUGUAUGCAAAAAAUUACGUACUAAGCCAUCUGAUCUUAAGAUAUACCCUAACGUCAAUCCGUACUAUAUAAGUCUACAAUACAUUCCUGAUGAGUGGGAAGUUGAACGUGAUCGUGUUCUACAACUAAGUCCACUAGGACAAGGUUCAUUUGGUAUGGUUUACGAAGGUGUGCUUAAAGCCAAAGAUGAAAACAGCGUGGAUACACCUUGUGCUAUAAAAACUGUUAACGAAAAUGCUACGGAUAGGGAACGCAUGAAUUUCCUUAAUGAAGCGAGUGUUAUGAAGAAAUUCGAUACCUAUCAUGUGGUGCGUUUGUUGGGUGUUUGUUCACGUGGUCAACCGGCAUUAGUUAUAAUGGAACUUAUGAAAAAUGGUGACUUGAAAUCGUAUUUAAGAGCGCAUCGUCCCGAUAGCGGUGAUGAUGGUAGCAAAGGAGAGGGUGAAGCACGAAUAAGGACUAGACUAGCAAGUGGACCUGUACAACCACCACCAUUAAGUCGUCUCUAUCAGAUGGCUAUUGAAAUAGCUGACGGUAUGGCUUAUCUUGCUGGAAAAAAAUUUGUACAUCGCGACUUAGCUGCCCGUAACUGUAUGGUUGCAAUUGACUUAACAGUAAAAAUUGGUGAUUUCGGUAUGACGCGAGACAUUUAUGAAACCGAUUAUUACCGUAAAGGCACAAAAGGACUUUUGCCUGUGCGUUGGAUGGCACCUGAAAGUUUACGCGACGGUAUGUAUUCAAGUGCCAGUGACGUCUUCAGUUAUGGAGUUGUAUUAUGGGAAAUGGCUACAUUGGCUUCACAGCCAUAUCAGGGUUUGUCAAACGAUCAAGUUUUACGUCAUGUUAUUGAUGGUGUUGUUAUGGAACGUCCUGAAAAUUGUACCAAUAUACUAUAUGAUUUAAUGCAAAAGUGUUGGCGUUAUCGUGAUACAGCACGCCCUUCAUUUAUGGACAUAAUAAAAGAUUUGUCUGAUUUCGCCGAUCCAACAUUUCGUGAUGUAUCAUUUUAUCAUUCGGAAGAAGGGGAACAAAUUCGUAUUAAGGAAGAAGCAGAAAAACCCAGUGAUCUUGCACGUGUUAUUGAUAACAACAAUAGUCCAGUGAAUGAUGAGAAACCCAACUCGCCAUAUAGUUUGGGCAACUAUGGGAUUACUAGCAGUACACCUGAUGGCCAAUCAAAAAGUAGUUAUCAAUUUCAAAAUCCUCCACUCGAUUCAGAGCCAUCAACAUCAGCUGGUAUUUUUAGUAGCGGCAGUGCACACUUACAACCCCAAACACAUCCUCAUACACAUCCACAUCAGCGUCAACUUCAUCAACCAUUACGUAGUCGUUUUCCAGUUUCUAAUCCCAGUUUACCCAAAAACUACCAAAAUGAAACUGAAGCAGCUGCUUAUGUGCUACCUGAUUAUAACAUGGAUGAACAUGAUGGUCAACAUCGUCCGGAAGUACCAGUAAUUGCGGGAAAAAGUGCAGAAACUGACGAACGUGGGUAUGAAGUGUAUGACCCUAGUCCAAACUAUCGUGAACAUGCUCCUUACGAUGCUGCCGAUGAAGAAGAAGAUUUUGAUCAACAAACAACAAGUCGUAGUGGUAAAUUUGGUAGCAGCGCUGGUGGAAGCGGACGAAUUAGUUUAUUACCUUGGAACAGACAGCGACAACGUGUGCCAACAAUUAUGCCAAUGUCUAGCUCAAUGCCAGAUGAAGUUACUACUAGUACACCAAUGUCUUCUUCCUUACAUCCAUCGACUGCUUCCGCAGAGUCCACCACUGCUUCAACGGCUAUACCAGCAAGUAGUAAAGGUCAACCGACCAGUUUGAAGCGCGCCGUUGCUGAUACAGUACAAAAUGUUGGUAAAUCUCUAAUGCCAGCGCCGUUUCAUCGAAGAUUCUUCAAUCACAAACGUUCUGGUAGUAAUACUAGUCACAAAAGCACAAGUUCAAAUCCAAACACUACUUCUAAUAGUAAUACCAAUCUAACAGGUAGUAAAAAUUUAAGCACAAUUGAAAGUGGUGGCAGUGGUAGCGCAGGCAGCUACACUGCAACUCCACGCUUUUUCACACCCGCUAAAACGACGGUAUCAUCUAGCGAAAAUCCUAACUACAAACAUCAACCACUGAAUGAAUCACUAGAUACAACAGCAUCGCCAUCAAAGUCGCUAACUACCACAUCAACAGCGCCAUCAAUUAGUGAAAAUCCAAAUUACUCACAUCUGCCAGCAACUGGUACUGAUAUACCACCUAUUAGUCAUCCCAAUUAUAUAAUGAUGGUAGAACCACCACGAACUGCACUGCCCACGCCUUUUACGCAUGUAAGCGUUAAUCCUAAUUAUCAAUUAAUGGGCCCAGCACCACCAACAACAACACAAUCCAGCAGCACAGGAGGGUUUAGUACGCAACCAUUUACAUCACUAUCUGCAGCACUGCGCCGAGAGCAAAGUCGUGAAAGAUUCUACAAUUCAGACACGUCAUCAGCUAGUAGUGAUGACGAGCCGCAUACGGAGAAUAUUAAAAUGGAACGCAUGCCACUGAAUCGUAAGCGCAGUAGUGAACGUAUGCCAACAUCGAAACGCAGUAGUCGAAGCCGUUCGCAGAGUCGCAGCAAAUUUGAAGAACAGCCUUCAACCGCCACAACAAUGCCGCUCGUGUCUACAGCAUCUGCUGCACCAUCAGCCAAUUAUUCAAUUAAGGAAAAAUGGUUAAGGCAACAACAAACACAACAACAACAACCACCGCCCCCGAAUGGUUUUAUUGGACGUGAUGCGUAAUGACUCAGUGGGACAAAACUAAGCUAAGCCUUCUGAAGGUACGCGUACGUCAAGGAUAAGCAAGUACGGUAAGUAAAUUAUGCAUGUAAUUUACUUUUGAACUGACGUACAUAUUUUGUAUAAUUAAUGUAAAAUAUUACUUAAUAAACUCAAACUAAA